This is a messenger RNA of Salvia miltiorrhiza (redroot sage), 511 nucleotides long. Its product is annotated as non-specific lipid-transfer protein 2-like. The transcript has a single exon. Gene Ontology annotation, biological process: lipid transport. The record is from RefSeq and is a predicted model, not a curated record. The coding region runs from base 75 to 356 and encodes 93 amino acids. NCBI's taxonomy places the organism in Eukaryota, Viridiplantae, Streptophyta, Magnoliopsida, Lamiales, Lamiaceae.
CCAGCAUUUCUCUGCACACACAAUAUAUACAUAUAGACACUCUUGGUAGCUAGCUAGUGUGUGAAUUAAUUAAGAUGAAGAAGGGUGUUGCGGCGGCCUUGUUUGUGGUGGUUGUGAUGGCGGCGCUGGCGCAUGAGACGGUGGCCGUGACGUGCACCGCUACGGAGCUCAUAUCGUGCUUGGGGCCGAUAACCACGGGGGAGGCUCCGUCGGCAGAAUGCUGCGCUAAGCUCAAGGAGCAGCAGCCCUGCUUCUGCCAGUACAUCAAUAACCCUCAGUACAAGCCCUACUUCGACUCUCCCAACGCCAAGAAACUUGCUGACGCCUGCAAAGUCACCAUUCCCACCAAUUGCUGAUGGAAAUUACUAUAUAUAUAUAUAUAUAUAUAUAUAUAUAUGUUUUCUUAUGCAUGCUGUUCAUCAUCAAGGUUGAUCCUUGAUGUUAUGUCACCCUUCUUCAAAUAAAAUGGAGCUUUACCAUGCUUCUUCGAAUAAAAUAUAACUUUCCGUAA